CAGGGAGUGGAUACAAUUCCACCGUGAGCUCGGAAUCGCAGGAGAACGAGCUCUUCUACCGACAGUCCUUCACCAUGACUGCCGUCUACUGUGUGGCGUACGCCAUUGUCUUCUCCGUGGGCCUGAUCGGGAACAGCUUUGUCAUCGCUGUGGUCCUGCGGGCGCCGCGGAUGCGAACUGUGACUAACUACUUCAUCGUGAAUCUCGCCCUGGCUGACAUCCUCGUCAUCGUGUUCUGCCUGCCCGCCACCCUCAUGAGCAACAUCUUCGUCCCCUGGAUGUUGGGAUGGCUGAUGUGCAAAACCGUGCCCUACGUGCAAGGCGUCUCCGUGGCGGCGUCCGUAUACAGCUUAAUCGCCGUGUCACUGGACAGAUUCCUUGCCAUUUGGUGGCCUCUCAAGCUUCAGAUCACGAAGAAGAGAGCGCGCCUCAUGAUUCUGUGCAUCUGGAUCAUUGCACUGACGGCCACGAUUCCUUGGGCGCUCUUUUUCGAGCUAGUGCCCUUUGGCACGGCGCCAAACGCUUCUAUAGAAGCGAAAGAUAUCCAGCUGUGCCUGGAAGUGUGGCCACCAGGCACAGAUGGGGCGCUAUAUUUCCUUCUGGCCAACCUCAUCUCGUGCUACAUUCUGCCAAUGCUCCUCAUCUCGCUGUGCUACAUCCUGAUCUGGGUGAAGGUGUGGCGCAGGAGUAUUCCAGGUGACUCCAAGGAUGCCCAAAUGGAUCGCAUGCAGCAGAAAUCUAAGGUGAAAGUGGUCAAGAUGCUGGUGGCCGUGGUGAUUCUCUUCGUCUUGUCUUGGCUUCCGCUCUAUGUAAUAUUUGCGCGGAUAAAGUUUGGCGGGAACAUGAGUCCCAAGGAGGAGGAGAUCUACCAAGUGGCCACGCCAAUCGCUCAGUGGCUGGGCGCCUCCAACUCCUGCAUCAAUCCCAUCCUAUAUGCAUUCUUCAACAAGAAGUACCGCCGUGGUUUCGCCGCCAUCAUCAAAUCGCGCUCCUGCUGUGGCCGCCUAAGGUACUACGAAAGUGUGGCCAUUCCAUCGUCCUCCACGAGCACUCGCAAGUCGUCGCACUACCACAACAAUCAGAGCUCCACGAGGAAACCACCGUACAGCCCAACGAUCAAGAGCGACGCCGUGUCGUACAUCUGCGAGCACAAUGGUAAGAAACACAUCGCGAAGCAGGACAGCAACUUGUCGCGGCAGAUGCUGCUCAAGCAGGACAGCAAUGUGUCCAGACAGUCGCUGUUGAAGCAGGACAGCAUCGGAUCGAGGCAGAGCCUCACAAAGCAGGACACGUGCAGCACUGUGUCGCGCCAAGACAGCAACAAUUCGCGGCAGAUGCUGCUUAAGCAGGAGAGCAACGGGUCCAGGCACAUGCUCUCGAAGCAGGAUUCGCAAAUCUCGUACAUUGACGCGAAAAAGGGACAGCUGAUGAGGCAGGACUCGGAUCUGGCCAGACGGGGUCUGUUUAAACAGGACAGCACCAUCUCCUACAUUGAGCCGCGGAAGGGCGUUCUGUGCAAGCAGGACACGCAGAUCUCCUAUCUCGAGAGCAAGAAGAACUCCUUGAGCAGCCAGGACAGCGUUGUGAGUUUUAUAGAGCACAAGCGACACCAGCUAGUGAAGCAGGAUUCCAUCAUGUCGUACGCGGACAAGCCAGGUAAUGUGAUUCAUGAGUUGCUUGUGAAACAGGACUCAGUCAUAUCGUUCGCCGAUCAGAGGCGUGGAUAUCUCACGAAGCAGGACUCUGUGAUAGCCUAUCCUGCCACCAGACACGGUGAGGGUCAUCACGUGUCCAUCCUCAAGAAGACAGACUCACAGGGUAGCUCGCCGAGUCGCAAGACAAUUGAGUUUAUCUCACAGUAGGACGA
Molecule: messenger RNA, 1867 nt
Organism: Phlebotomus argentipes
Lineage: Eukaryota; Metazoa; Arthropoda; Insecta; Diptera; Psychodidae
Gene: SIFaR
Product: neuropeptide SIFamide receptor
Exons: 6
Coding region: 75-1862 (595 amino acids)
Biological process (GO): G protein-coupled receptor signaling pathway
Cellular component (GO): membrane
Molecular function (GO): peptide binding; neuropeptide Y receptor activity
Source: RefSeq, a predicted model, not a curated record